AUGAGCGGGGAGCCCCUGUUGCGCUGGGACCGCACCUGCCCCGUGUGCGGCAAGGCCUUCAAGCGGCCCGCGGAGCUCGUGCGCCACCACCGCAUCCACACGGGGGAGAAGCCUUACGUGUGCAGCGUGUGUCCGUAUCGCGCCGCUCAGGCCGUGCAACUUCGGUUCCACGUGCUGCGCCACCAUCCGCAGCUGGCCCCCGAUGCUCUCGUUCGUAGGAGUGGGCCAGAGCACCCCCAAGCGGACAGACAGUCGUGGUUGCCACCCCCAUAA
This is a messenger RNA of Portunus trituberculatus (swimming crab), 273 nucleotides long. RefSeq names its product zinc finger protein 48-like. Gene Ontology annotation, molecular function: RNA polymerase II cis-regulatory region sequence-specific DNA binding; chromatin insulator sequence binding; DNA-binding transcription factor activity. The record is from RefSeq and is a predicted model, not a curated record. Gene Ontology annotation, biological process: epigenetic regulation of gene expression; negative regulation of transcription by RNA polymerase II; positive regulation of DNA-templated transcription. The transcript has a single exon. The coding region runs from base 1 to 273 and encodes 90 amino acids. NCBI's taxonomy places the organism in Eukaryota, Metazoa, Arthropoda, Malacostraca, Decapoda, Portunidae.